AUGACCCAACCUCAAACACCCCACGAACAACCUACUAGCCCGACUCGUCAAAAAAUCACCGGAAUGAGACUCAUAGUGCCAUUACAAGGCAUAGUUCAAGGUAGAGGAGGCUUAAUACUAGGUUCCUUGAUACCUUGUGCUCUUUUUUACUUCUUCCAACUCUACUUAAAGCGACACCGUGGUAACAGUUCAAACUCUUCUUCGAAUCCUCCGUCGCCGUCUAGUUCAUCGCCCAACCUUGCGGAGAUUCCGAGGACGUCAUCCAGGUUGAAUUUGCUCGGUCGGGUUGGGUCGGUUGGUCCGGUGAGGGUAUCUGGCAGGGCUAGUUUGAUUGGGAGAGGGAAUGAUUCGCCUUAUUAUAUUGGAUUGGAUAAGGUUUCGGAGGACCCGUAUGAGAAAACGGGUAACCCGAAUGGGAUUAUUCAACUUGGAUUAUCAGAGAAUAGAUCGUGUUUCGAUUUGAUAGAGAAAUGGAUGGUGGAGAAUUUGACGGAAGCAAUGGUGGGAAGGGAUGGUGAUGAUUUGAGUAUUAAUGGGAUCGCGACAUAUCAGCCAUUUGAUGGAUUGAUGGAGUUGAAAGUGUUAUUUGUUAUACUAUUUACUUGCUUUAGUUAUUUGCAGGCUAUGGCAGGUUUCAUGUCUCAGGUGAUGGGAAAAGUGGUGUCAUUUGACCCCUCCCAAAUGGUACUGACUGCGGGUGCUACUCCUGCUAUUGAGAUACUAUGCUUCUGCUUGGCAGACCAUGGAAAUGCAUUUCUUAUUCCGACACCAUAUUAUCCUGGAUUUGACAGGGAUGUGAGAUGGCGAACAGGAGUGGAGCUAAUUCCUGUUCACUGCCGCAGCGCUGACAACUUCUUAUUAAGCGUUACUGCUCUUGAACAGGCAUACAACCAGGCUAGAAAACGAGGAGUAAAAGUUCGUGGGAUUCUGAUUUCAAAUCCCUCAAACCCUGUUGGUAAUAUACUUCCUAGGGAAACCCUCUAUAAUAUACUAGACUUUGCCCGAGAGAAGAACAUCCACAUUAUCUCCGAUGAGAUAUUCGCUGGGUCUGUGUAUGGAGGUGAGGAAUUUGUGAGCAUGGCCGAAAUUCUUGAGGGAGAAGAAUUUGAUAAGGACAGGGUUCAUAUAAUAUAUGGGUUGUCAAAAGACCUUUCUCUUCCAGGAUUUAGGGUUGGGGUUAUCUAUUCAUACAACGGAAGUGUUUUGACUGCUGGCAAACAGUUAGCUAGAUUUUCUCCUAUUUCUGCUCCAAGCCAGAUGUUACUGAUUCCAAUGCUGUCAGACACUAAAUUCAUCAAAGAAUACAUGGAGACUAACAAGCAGAGGAUACUGACAUUGUAUCGUUCUUUUGUUGAUGGUUUCAAACAACUGGAAAUCAGGUGCAUAGAAAGCAGUGCUGGUUUCUACUGUUGGGCUAAUAUGAGUGGACUAAUCCCAACUUACAGCGAGAAAGGGGAACUUGAGCUAUGGGAUAAGCUUUUGAAUAUUGCUAAGGUCAAUGUAACUCCUGGAUCAGCAUGUCAUUGCAUAGAACCAGGAUGGUUCCGGUGUUGUUUCACUACAUUAGCUCUAGAGGAUAUUCCUGUAGUCAUGGAACGAAUCCGCAAAGUGGCAGAAACUUGUAAAUCUCCUGGUUGA
Molecule: messenger RNA, 1638 nt
Organism: Dovyalis caffra
Lineage: Eukaryota; Viridiplantae; Streptophyta; Magnoliopsida; Malpighiales; Salicaceae
Source: the annotation of a GenBank genome assembly